Molecule: messenger RNA, 365 nt
Organism: Paramecium octaurelia
Lineage: Eukaryota; Ciliophora; Oligohymenophorea; Peniculida; Parameciidae
Source: the annotation of a GenBank genome assembly
GUUGAGUAUUAAUCAAUUGCAUUGCUAGCACUUUCUAAAAAAUCAAAGGAUGGUUUAAAAAGGAUCGAGGUGAAUGUAUAUUUUAUCUUAAGAGCCCCUCUAAGAUGACUAAAUUAGACAAAGCCCAUCCCCAUCUAUGGCAGCUCAAGCUCCAAAAUAUUCAUGAGGAUGAGAAAGAUAUUCCUAACCUUGAUGGUACCUUCCAAAAGUAAUCGACAUUCAAUUACUUUUUUAAUGACAUCAGUACCUUAAAAUUGGAGGUAUUGAUUGAUGAAAGAAGAGUGCCAUUGAAUAUAAUAAAAUACAUAAUUUUCAUCAAAUAUCCUUAAAUCUUUCAAUAAUCAUCUCCUUUACUUAACGAAUGA